GAAUGACCAUGACAUGGACGAAUCUCAUUUUCAGACACUUAUUCUAUAACGCUUGUCAUUCUCGACUAGACCACACUACCAGGCCGCUGUCUUGACCCAGUUCAAAUCAUCCGAAGUCAUAGAUUUCUGAAUAAGUCAGUGGGGGUUGGACAAAACAUUUCGAAAGAAUUGCUUGCGGCAAUCAUGAACCUCAACCUUUCAGCAUCGCUGAACAUUUUCAAACUGAUUGCGAAUCCUGCACUGUGCCUGCCUCACGCGACAGUUAAUACUUUCAAUGACUUGCCGCUGCCUCUGGGGAAAGCAUUGAAAGGCGGCAAAGAUGGAGCCGAGGUUGACAUAAAGGCGGUUGUUCUGGAUAAGGAUGACUGUUUUGCAUACCCAGAAACAAACGGCAUACACGAGCCUUAUAAGGACCGGUUCGCAGCCCUGAAGGCAGCAUACCCCGGCCGCAGGCUGCUCAUCGUCUCCAACACUGCGGGCGCGCUGAGCCAUGACCCAAAGAGGAAGCUCGCUCAGGAGCUCGAGGAGGUUACGGGGGUUACGGUCCUUUCACACAAGACCAAGAAGCCCGGCUGCGGCGGCGAGAUCAUGGAGUACUUUCGCGCCCACCCGGACACGGGCGUCACCUCGCCCGCGCAGAUCGCCGUCGUCGGAGACCGCCUGUCGACCGACAUGAUGCUGGCCAACAUGAUGGGCAGCUGGGGAGUCUGGGUCAAGGACGGGGUGGCACCUAUGCAGAAGAAGAGCAUUACUUCCCUCUCCUUCAUUAUGCUGCUGGGUAUGCUGCAAGUCUAGUGUCAUAAUUGUGCAUUAUGCCUCGAACAUCUAACAGAGCCUUUUACUACAUCCGCUUCUUCUGGGCUUGAUUGUUAUCCGAGAUCUGUGAUUCUGACAGGCGAAAAUACUUCACACCACGUGUCUACCCAGCUGGGUCACCUGAACAACUUAU
Messenger RNA from Pyricularia grisea, 949 nucleotides. RefSeq lists its product as uncharacterized. The transcript has 3 exons. Gene Ontology annotation, molecular function: phosphatidylglycerophosphatase activity. The record is from RefSeq and is a predicted model, not a curated record. The coding region runs from base 184 to 795 and encodes 203 amino acids. Lineage: Eukaryota; Fungi; Ascomycota; Sordariomycetes; Magnaporthales; Pyriculariaceae.